UCUCUCCUGCAGCAAUUUGCUAAGCUCACCUCCAAUUCCUCUCACAAUGGCUGCUCAACAGAACGGUGCUACCGACAGCUUCACUGUCAAGGCCGGUUUGGCCCAGAUGUUGAAGGGUGGCGUGAUCAUGGACGUUGUCAAUGCCGAGCAGGCUCGCAUUGCCGAAGAGGCUGGUGCCGCCGCUGUCAUGGCGCUCGAGCGUGUCCCCGCCGACAUCAGAGCACAGGGUGGAGUGGCGCGCAUGUCCGACCCGGGCAUGAUCAAGCAGAUCAUGGAGGCCGUCACCAUUCCUGUGAUGGCGAAGGCUCGUAUUGGCCACUUUGUCGAGUGCCAGAUCCUCGAAGCCAUUGGCGUCGACUACAUCGACGAGUCCGAGGUCCUCACCCCCGCCGACGAAGUCUACCACGUUACCAAACACGGCUUCAAGGUGCCCUUCGUCUGCGGAUGCCGCAACCUGGGCGAGGCCCUCCGCCGGAUCGCCGAGGGCGCCGCCAUGAUCCGCACCAAGGGUGAGGCCGGUACCGGGGACGUGGUGGAGGCCGUGAAGCACAUGCGCACCGUCAACGCCGACAUUGCGCGUGCCCGCGCGAUCCUCCAAUCGUCCGCCGACCCCGAGCCCGAGCUCCGUGCCUAUGCCCGCCAGCUGGAGGUUCCGUACGAGCUCCUGCGCGAGACCGCCGAGAAGGGCCGUCUCCCCGUGGUCAACUUCGCCGCCGGUGGCGUGGCCACGCCCGCCGAUGCCGCGCUCAUGAUGCAGCUGGGCUGCGACGGUGUCUUCGUCGGCUCCGGAAUCUUCAAGUCCGGUGAUGCGAAGAAGCGCGCCAAGGCUAUCGUGCAGGCUGUGACUCAUUACAAGGACCCCAAGGUUCUGGCUGAGGUCAGCGAGGGUCUGGGCGAGGCUAUGGUCGGUAUCAAUGUCUCGCACAUGGCCGAGGCUGACAAGCUGGCUAAGCGGGGCUGGUAGGGGGAUGUGGAAGUGGAAGUGUAAUUGUAUGUCCUGUUUAUUUCUACCAUCGCGCGGGCGUUUUGAGAGAGAUCCAAAAAGUUGGGACAGCAGGCCGGCACUUCUUGCAUUAGAUGUUCUUUUUCAUUUUCCCCCUGCAUAAUGAUUGUACAUUUGAUCCAUACGAGCAAUGAGCCCAUUUCCUAG
This is a messenger RNA of Aspergillus homomorphus CBS 101889, 1150 nucleotides long. Its product is annotated as pyridoxal 5'-phosphate synthase subunit PdxS. Gene Ontology annotation, biological process: pyridoxine biosynthetic process; amino acid metabolic process; pyridoxal 5'-phosphate biosynthetic process. Gene Ontology annotation, molecular function: amine-lyase activity. Lineage: Eukaryota; Fungi; Ascomycota; Eurotiomycetes; Eurotiales; Aspergillaceae. The record is from RefSeq and is a predicted model, not a curated record. Bases 47 to 964 code for a protein of 305 amino acids. The transcript is spliced from 3 exons.